Molecule: messenger RNA, 1393 nt
Organism: Helianthus annuus (common sunflower)
Lineage: Eukaryota; Viridiplantae; Streptophyta; Magnoliopsida; Asterales; Asteraceae
Product: purine permease 1
Exons: 2
Coding region: 335-1393 (352 amino acids)
Cellular component (GO): membrane
Molecular function (GO): purine nucleoside transmembrane transporter activity
Source: RefSeq, a predicted model, not a curated record
GUUAGCUUAGAGGUAGAAGUAGCACCCGCUACCCCUCAAUUUUGUUAGUGAAUUGUAAAACUUAUGUAAAUUUUUAUAUUAUCCUAGGUUCAAGAAUUCUUUUACGUUACCUUUAAACUUUUCUUUUAGAUCUGUCACUGCUCAAUCCGCUCUCUAGAAAAUAAAUCCUGAGUCCCUUGGUGCCUUCAUUCCUUCCCCACAAAUUGGAAAAUAUCAAUUCACAUAAAUGCACGAAAUAUAUAGUCCCCUUGAUGUUAAGUGAUCAAACUAGAGAAGAUCGAUAGAAAACAAAAAAGAGACCCCCACCCUCACCACCACCACCACCACCGAGCCAAUGACGACAGAAGUUAGCUUGUUUGCAAGAAGGACACUUCUAAUCAUCAACUGUCUCUUGUUAUCUAUCGGAACCUGUGGUGCACCUUUGAUCAUGCGCCUCUACUUCAUCCACGGUGGCAACCGCGUCUGGUUGUCGUCGGUCCUCCAAACUGCGGGCUUUCCAUUCAUCAUUGUUGUUCUUAUAGUUCUCUACUUCUGCCGCUCUGCAGCAGCAAAAAACCAAAACAACAAAACCACAAAGUUGUUCUACAUGCGUCCAAGAUUAUUCUUGGCCGCGGUUUUCAUCGGCCUCAUCACCGGUCUCGACAACUAUCUGUAUGCUUAUGGCGUUGCCCGCCUACCCGUCUCCACCUCCUCGUUGAUCAUAGCUUCCCAGCUCGCUUUUACAGCGUUCUUCGCUUAUCUACUGGUGAAACUAAAGUUCACACCGUAUUCCGUCAACGCGGUUGUGCUGUUGACGGUUGGGGCGGGGGGGCUGGCGUUGCACACGAGCAGUGACCGGCCGGAGGGGGAGAGUAAGAAGGAGUAUACGAUGGGGUUUGUGAUGACGUUGAUGGCGGCGUUGGUGUAUGGGUUUUUGUUGCCGUUGAUAGAACUAACGUACAACAAGGCAAAACAGGAGGUUACAUAUACGUUGGUGUUGGAGAUUCAGAUGGUUAUGAGUUUGUUCGCUACUAUGUUUUGUGUGGUUGGAAUGAUUGUAAACAAUGACUUCAAGGCGAUUUCAAGGGAGGCAUCGGACUUCGAAUUCGGAGAAACCAAAUAUUACAUAAUAUUGUGUGCUACUGCCUUAAUUUCACAAUCCUUCUUCUUAGGAGCCAUUGGGGUAAUCUUUUGUUCAUCAGCGUUGCUGUCAGGGAUCAUAAUUUCUGUUCUUGUUCCAGUAACAGAAGUAUUAGCUGUUGUAUUUUUUAAAGAAAAGUUUCAAGCCGAAAAAGAAGUCUCACUUAUUUUGUCUCUGUGGGGAUUUGCUUCUUAUUUCUACGGAGAAUACAAGGUUACAAAAAAACUAAAAGAUGCAACACAUUCUCCUCACCAAUCAGUGGAGCUUGUUUAA